Molecule: messenger RNA, 294 nt
Organism: Gryllus bimaculatus (two-spotted cricket)
Lineage: Eukaryota; Metazoa; Arthropoda; Insecta; Orthoptera; Gryllidae
Source: the annotation of a GenBank genome assembly
AUGGUUUGUCAGUUUUGUGCAAAAUUCUUUGAGUACAAGAAGAAAAAAAUGUUGGUUUACAACAUUGUUCAUUUUUGUGUUGAUUCAUUAAAUAAUAUUUUUAAAUAUUUUUCAAAUGUUGAUUUUUUGAUGUCAAAACAUGGGUCAACUAGUGGAGAAUUGCUCUUUGAUGUAACUAACGAAGAAACAAUCAGGAAAAGAAUUAAUGAUAUACCUCCUCCCACUGCUAAUGUUUUUUCAAGUGAGUGUUAUUUUUUUAAUUUGUAUAUUUUACUUCAUCUAAGAAUCAUUUAA